AUGGGGUCAGCAGGUCUGGCUAGACUGCAUGGGCUUUUCGCGACCUACAAACCCCCAGGGCUAAAAUGGGAACACUUGCGGAACACCGUGGAGAUGCAGCUUUUGAAGGGUCUCAAUGCUGGGAAGCCUCCUGCCCCUGAACAGCGUGUUCGCUUCUUGCUGGGCCGGGUGGAAGACAGUAAGGAGAAGGAACUGACCCUCACGGCCACUAGUGUGCCUGCCCUCACCAACCAUCCACUGGUGCACGGACCAAAAUUCACCAGUUUGAAAGUUGGUGUAGGACACCGGCUAGAUGCCCUGUCUUCUGGGGUGCUUGUGCUCGGCGUGGGACAUGGGUGCAGGCUUCUCUCCGACAUGUACGAUGCUCAUCUCACCAAGGAUUACACAUUGCGUGGCAUACUGGGCAGAGCCACAGAAGACUUCUGUGAGAAUGGGCGGCUGUUGGAGAAGACGACGUAUGAUCACGUGACCAGAGAGAAGCUGGACCGAAUUUUAGCCAUGAUCCAAGGCUCCCAUCAGAAGGCCCUGGUGAUGUACUCCAACCUUGACCUGAAGACCCAUGAAGCCUAUGAGAUGGCUGUGAGAGGCUUGAUUCGGCCCAUGAACAAGUCCCCAAUGCUGAUAACCGGCAUCCGAUGCCUCCACUUUGCACCUCCAGAAUUCCUCUUAGAGGUUCAGUGCAUGCACGAGACACAGAAGCAGCUACGAAGACUGGUGCAUGAAAUUGGCCUGGAACUAAAGACCACAGCAGUCUGUUCCCAAGUACGGCGCACACGUGACAGCUUCUUUACACUGGACGAUGCCCUGCUGAGAACUCAGUGGCACCUACACAGCAUCCAGGAUGCUAUUCAGGCUGCAGCCCCCCGGGUAGCAGCAGAGCUGAAGAGCUUGAGGCCAGUGCUGGGCAGCCAGCAGCUCCCAGAUACAGGCCAGCCCUGGGACUCUGCAAGACCAAACUCUACCUGGAAGCUGGAGAGCUAUGAGGGACAGUGA
Messenger RNA from Chrysochloris asiatica (Cape golden mole), 993 nucleotides. RefSeq names its product TruB pseudouridine (psi) synthase family member 2 (gene TRUB2). Lineage: Eukaryota; Metazoa; Chordata; Mammalia; Afrosoricida; Chrysochloridae. The record is from RefSeq and is a predicted model, not a curated record. Gene Ontology annotation, molecular function: pseudouridine synthase activity; RNA binding. The transcript is spliced from 8 exons. Gene Ontology annotation, biological process: pseudouridine synthesis; RNA processing. Bases 1 to 993 code for a protein of 330 amino acids.